GUUGCAGCAGGAGAGACACGGGGCGGCGGGGAGGGGGAACUAUAACACUGUGAGACACGCAGGAGCACGGACUUGUCACUCCUCGGCGUUACAAACCUUUUUUAAAAUCUUUGUUUGACACAAAAUGAUGUGAACGCUUCACCCCGGCAAAUAGUACAGCUGAAAUGAUCUCGGACUGUGCCUCUUCAGCUAACUGGGGAGAGAUCGAACCCGGAGCCACCCCUCCUCCGGCCCGGGGGAGUCUAGAAGGUUCCAGGAUGAGGUUCCAGGCUGCCGGCUCCGGAGCGGGACGGGAGGGGGAGGAGAGCCGGGAGGAUGAGGUCACCUGCCCCGGCUGCACAGGGAGUGAGGUGGAGGCUGGGGGAGAGCCCGGUCUGGCUGCCUCACCGGGAGGGGGUGCUCAAGAGCAGCCGGCCACACCGCUGGACAGCGAGGCAGGCGGCGGAGCUCGGAACCUCGCUGGAGCUGCUCUGCAGGCUGCGGACGGACCCUGCGCCCAGCUCCUGCCCUCCAUGCUGGAGAGAAUCGCCCGCAGCGGGGCUCCAGUGAAAAGCCAGCAGAAGGGGGAGCCCGACCUCACGCUGGCCCAGAAGCAGGCUGUGCUCGGCGGGCUGUACCAGAGCAAGCCCCUGGUCUUCCUGGAGCGGUUCAGGGCUCAGAUCCGCAGCGAGGACCUGCCUUGCUUCCAGCACCUCGCUGGGGGUUACGAGGCGGAGUUCUACUGCAGGGAGAUCCGACGGGCCGGCGCCGCCGGGAAGAGGAGCGGGCUCACCCGGAUCAGGAACAAGAGAUACGCAGCCCUGCAGAAACUCAUCCAGGGCGGGGAGUAUUUUAGCGAGGACUGCAUGCGCUCCCGGGACCCCCUCCUCUACGAGCAGUGCAUCGGACAGUACCUGACGGACGAGGAGGUUCUGGAGCGGGGCAGCCGGGCCGGUUCUGAGCCGGGCUCUCUCGCGGACCUGCUGCUGUCCUCCUACCAGGAGGGGUUGAUCCAGAGGAGGCUGGAGAGGCAGCAGGAGAGGGAGGCGGGGGCUGAGGAGGAGGAGGACGAGGAGGAGGAGGAGGAGGACGCCCCGGUGCUGUGGGAGCCCGGUCCCGAGGAGAAGGCUCUGCUCAGGGAGGAGUUUCUUAGCCGAAUGCACCAACGCUUCCUGGAGGGCAAGGACCAGGACUUCAACUACAGUGAAGUGGAUGAGAACCCCGAUUAUGAUAACCUGGACAUUGUGACUCAGGAUGAGGAGGAGAAAUACUUUGAUGAAGAUUCGGACGAGAUGGAGGAGAUGGAGACGCAGUGAGGCUCACAGACGGGGGCUAGAGCCACGACAACGCGCACUGCAAAAAAAAAAAAAAAAAAAAAACGCUUGUAAAAUAAUCUACAAAUGUGGUUCUGUUGUUAUUAUAAUUUGUUUUGUAUAACUUCUGAUCUGCUUGUCUGUUUCUGAAAAGGGGGUUAAAAAAUCUGCUCAUUAUUAACACAGCUGCAUAUGCAGGGAUGGGAACGAGACUCCCGCUGCAAAGCAGUGUGAUCCACUCCUGGUUUCACUAGGAGUUUAAUAAUCAGACACACCUGAGCUUGUUAUCUAGACACACGGGCUGAUUAAGCUGGUAGUAAAACCUGGACUGGGUGACACUGCUGUGGAAUAGGAGUCUUAUUACCAGUCCUGAUGCAGUAAAAAUAUAGUGGAACAAGCAUUUUUUACUGGUAAUGUUAUUAAGAUUGGUUACUAUGUUAGGUUGUUAAAAAAAAUGGGGAUAUUAUGUCACUGCAAAUAUAUAUAUUGUGUACCGUGUUUUGAUGCGUAAAUACACAAUUAAAUAAAAAUUGCAGUAUUUUU
Molecule: messenger RNA, 1835 nt
Organism: Acipenser ruthenus (sterlet)
Lineage: Eukaryota; Metazoa; Chordata; Actinopteri; Acipenseriformes; Acipenseridae
Gene: ccdc97
Product: coiled-coil domain containing 97
Exons: 6
Coding region: 165-1295 (376 amino acids)
Source: RefSeq, a predicted model, not a curated record